Molecule: messenger RNA, 2699 nt
Organism: Styela clava
Lineage: Eukaryota; Metazoa; Chordata; Ascidiacea; Stolidobranchia; Styelidae
Product: peroxisomal carnitine O-octanoyltransferase-like
Cellular component (GO): peroxisome
Molecular function (GO): carnitine O-octanoyltransferase activity
Source: RefSeq, a predicted model, not a curated record
GUACCGCACUCAAUGUUUGCUAAGAUUGCAAGACAGUCUGUAGUAAACGCGGAACAUCUAAAAGUAUUUUUUUUGAAGAAACCUCGUAUAACUGUAUUAGUAGGAGCUACGUGACAGAUGAAAAUGGAAUCUUUUUUUAUUGAGAAAGAUCCGGAUCCAUCGAAACGAACUUUUGCGCAGGAUGACAAAUUGCCAUCUCUUCCAUUGCCAGAGCUAAAUGAUUCUAUCCAGAAAUACAUUGAUUCUUGCAAAGCAGCUGUCACGAAAGAAGAAUUUCUGAAUACUCAACGUAUCGCUGAGAACUUUGUGAAAAAUGAGGGGGUACAACUUCAUGAAUCUCUUCUGCGAAGAAGUCAAGUUAAAAGAAACUGGUUGGAUGAAUGGUGGACCGAUGGUUACUUAAAAUUCCGUGGAGCAUCUGGAAAUCUUAAUUUUACUGGAAUUCCUGUGUUUAGCUAUUGGCCAGUCGAUUCAUCAGAUCAGAUCAAGAGUGCAGCAUGGCAAUUACAUUUUGUAAUGAAAUAUUGGUCUCUUCUACGCGAAGAAAAGUUGAAACAGCAGAAAGAUAGCAGAGGAAAUAGUUUUACAAUGUAUCAGUUCAGGUUCUUAUUCAAUACUUGUCGAAUACCAUAUAAAGAAACAGAUGAAUUGUUCAAUUGUUUCAAAACAAUUUAUGAGGGAGACUGUCCGACACAUAUUAUUAUUUUCUAUCGCAAAAGAAUAUACAAGAUAGAAAGCGUCUCAAAAACAGGGCAAAUAUACACCCCCAGUCAAUUUUAUAAAGUUAUUUCUCAAAUCGUGAAUAACACUAAAAGUGGUGAAGGUGUUUCUACACUGACUGAAUUAGAUAGAGAUACUUGGGCUGAUGCACGAUCACAUUUGAUUGAACUCUCACCUCAAAACAAGAGGAAUAUUCAUGACAUUGACACUGCAUUGUCAUGUUUCUCAUUAUCUGAUCAAUCUCCACAGACCGAAACAGAUUUGCUUAGAUGUGGCGCUACACUGUCUCACGGAAACAGAUGGAUGGAUAAGUUUAAUUACAUCUGCACUAAGAAUAGUAAAUUUGUAAUUCAUACCGAUCAUACGCCAUUAGAUGGAAUGGUUUUUGUAACGAUGAUGGCUUAUACUGAAGCAAUACUACAAGAUAUGAAGAAACAGAAAUUGAUGGAAUUGUGGGAUGCUGAUCAAACGCCAGUUGAUUCUCCUGUUGAACUUUCAUUUGUUUUGGAUGAGAAAAUUAAAAGCUGGAUAGCAGAGGCUACAACAACAGCUGAGAACCUCAAUUCAAAUUUUGAUUGUUACUUUCUCAACUUUCAUCAAUUCGGAAAAAAAGCAUUGAAAAAACUGAAACAUAUUCAUCCAUGUGCAUUUGCACAGAUUUGCAUUCAACUUGCUUUUAUGAGAAAACAUGGCCGUCCUGCUCCGACUUAUGAGACUUCAACAACUCGAAUCUUUUAUCGUGGAAGAACAGAGACCUUACGUACUUGUACCCAUGAAGUUGUUGAAUUUUGUGAAGCAAUGAUUUCUGAUCUUCCAAACAAGGAAGAAUUGUUCAUGAAAGCCUGUGAUAAAUAUGUUUGGUUGAUGGAGGAAUGCAAAGCAGGAAGAGGAUGUGAUCGACAUAUGCUUGGUAUUGCUGCAAUAGCAAAUGAAAAUGGUGAAAAGCUACCUAAAAUAUUUUCGGAUGCUUCAUUUGAAAAAUCUGGAGGAAAUGGAAACUUCGUUCUUUCAACAAGUUUUACAGGAUACACCAAUGCUGCCGGAGGGGUUGUUCCAAUGCGAGAUGAUGGAUAUGGAACAUUCUAUAAAAUAAACAACAAUUAUAUGACCUUUGUUGUCACGACGAUGAGAACUGGACCAAAAACAGAUGCAAAGGAUAUGGCACUGCAGAUUGGAAAAGCUUUACAAGAUGUCUUCGAUUUGAUGGUGAACAAUUAUUCACGUCUGUAAUUUUCAAAUUUAAUUAUUUCAAAAAAAUUUUAGUAACAAAACUCUAUGCUGUUUAUACUAUGAUAUAGGUGCUUUAAUUCUCUUUCUGUUGUACUUUUUCACAUUAGCCAUGAUCAGAUUGUACCGAUUUUCUUUGUUACAUAUAUUAAUCAUACAUUUUAAUUGUUUUGAGUUGGUCAAUGGCAUUUUUGCUCUGAAAUUGUCUUAUUCAUAUAUUCCGGGUUCAUUAUUCUGCUGAUGUUUUUUCAUUUAUCCUUGUACCCCAAUGAUAUUUAUACACUUUCAAUUAUAAAGUAUCUGGAAGUGAUUUAGAUGGGGUUAGAUGUCAAAUUUUCUUUGUUUUAUUCUACUCAAGUGAUGUCAGUUACAGAGUGUAAUCAGUUAUAUUUGAUGAAUACUGUAUAACAUCAGUGCUCUCCAAGUUGGCAAGAUAUUUUGUAAAAUUAAGCAAAUUGCUACAGUAUUAAAUACUCAAUAUCAUGUUUAAUUAUUCCCAAUAUAAUAUUGGCUGAAUUUAUAAGGUUUUAAAAAUCAAAUUUUCAAUGAAUAUUCUUGUCUGUAUUAAUAUCAUAUCUAUCAUAUUUUUCAAUUCUCUAAUUAUUUUUUAAUAUUCACUGUCCGAUCUAUGCAUUGUAGCAAAUGACCGUUUACUGGCCACUAAUCUUGAUGAAUGGUGAAAUUAUUAUCAUUGGCUGCUGUAAUCAUUAUAUAUGCAAUAAUUGAUUAUAAUAUAUUUGAGUGAUGCUGUA